AUGCAGCUCAGCACUCGCCUUCUUUCUCUUCUCUCCUUCGUGCUUCUCGUCCAGCAGUCGUUCGCUGCUCCAGUUCCUUGCAGAGAUGCUUCUGGCUGCGCUGUAGCCCGCUCAGGCAUCCGAGCGGGCGAUCUGGAGCGACUGAAUGCAGAGCAUGCAGUAACCAACGUACUCCGAGCUGAAGGUGAUACCGUACCGGAACACCAGGAGAGAGAUUCAGACUCGGGCAUCCUAUCACAGGCUCUUUCCAACUCGAUUGUUGUAUCUAAGAUUGCCCAAAUCGACCGCGCCGGUAGCCAAUUUGAGAACUAUGGAUACAGUAGCGUUCAUGCUACAACGAACUAUGUCAGUGGCGUUGGCAGUAACACGGGAUCCGCUGUUAAGGAUAUCUCGAAGGAUGUCCGCCGAGAUGACGUUCAGGAUAUGGACACUGCGGAUCGCUUCGACAACCUCGAUGAUAUUGAGGACUGGGAAGAUUACGCUGCGAAGAAAGGCCUUUUCCAUCCCGAGGCGUUCAAGGAGGAUACCCUACAUAAGCGUGAAGAAGGAAGCGACGCCGAGCUAUCGCAAGCCCCGUCCAAUUCACUGACCAUGGCUGCCGCGGCGAAGAAAAUUUACAGCACUACUAAUCGUAUUGGCAGCCAGGCUGUGAGCUACGUCCUCCAUGACAAGGAUUCUACGACGAACUAUGUCGGUACCCUUGGCAGUUACACGGGAUCUUUCGUGAAGGGUACUCUGCAGAGUUCAAAAUAUGUCCGUCGCAAUGGUGACCACAACAAUGAAAUUAUGAGCAAUGUCGACAGUGUCCUAAGAAGAGUAAUAAAGGUUAGGGAACACAAGGCUCGCGGCCUCAAAGUCAGGAAUGGCAACGGCGAGCAAGACGACCUUCUCAGUCUCGUUGGUGACCCUUUAGAUAUUUCUGAUGCCGGAUCGACGGGUGGGGGUGGACUAAUUCUCAAACGCUCCGACAAAGGUGCUAUCGACAGCGAUAUUUUAUCUACAGGGAAGUCGAGGGGCGCGAGGGUAGACCUUGACUGA
Molecule: messenger RNA, 1038 nt
Organism: Coniophora puteana RWD-64-598 SS2
Lineage: Eukaryota; Fungi; Basidiomycota; Agaricomycetes; Boletales; Coniophoraceae
Exons: 12
Coding region: 1-1038 (345 amino acids)
Source: RefSeq, a predicted model, not a curated record